Messenger RNA from Ciona intestinalis (vase tunicate), 2959 nucleotides. The record is from RefSeq and is a predicted model, not a curated record. NCBI's taxonomy places the organism in Eukaryota, Metazoa, Chordata, Ascidiacea, Phlebobranchia, Cionidae.
GGUAAAAGGUUACUAAUAAAAAGUAGAAAAUAUUUUAGAAAUAUUAUAAAUAGAUGCAUAAUUAAAUACAGAUCUUCGGGUCAGUUCCAAUACAAACGUUACAGCUCAUGUAUAUGAUAUGAUUGUCUUCAUUUUUAAACGUUUCAGUUCAAAAACCAAAACCAUCUUCAGUUGUCUAGGAAAAUGAACAAAUAAGGACAAAAGUAUCACAUAUAUUAGGGUAUAAGCUGUAAUAGGCAUAUUUUUAAUAGUUUAUUUUAAUCCCUGUUUAUCUCAGCUGAACAAUUGGCAGGAAAUUGGUUAUAACCUGGGUUGACAACUAAUUAUUUAAAAGUAUUCUGUGUCGUACGUUAAAUAAUGGCAACUAUUAUUUCCUCAAUGUAUACAUCCCAUAAACCAAUAGCUUCCACACUUGGUUAUAUGGUGUGUAAGUGGCUGGUGUGUUAGUGAAAAUGUGAUUUUAAGUUUUUCUUAAUUGGUGCAUACAACAUUGCCUUCUUUGGUAAUUUGAUUGAUUGACUUUAUAUUUAAAGACUUACUUAUAUUUUUUAAAGAUAAACGUAAUUAAUGUUUUCUUGAGUUUGAGAUGCAAAAAUUAUCAUAGGUUUGGGAAAACAAGAUUGAUGAAAUGUAUAUACUGCUAGUUCUUUACAUCAGUUAACAAUAUGACAUAAUGAAGAUGGUAUUAAGCUUUGCGACAAAUAUAAUUGUGCAUGUCAAAAUCUGCUUAAAAAGAGUUUUUAUGUUUUUAUUUAGGAACUAUUUGUGUAUGAGCAAAAACUAGUCAUAAAUACUGUUUAAUCUAGUAAACUGUUUCAAAUAAAAUGAACAAACAAAACUCGGAAGAUGUCAUGCCAACCAACAGUGUGGUACAAGCAUUACUUACAGAUUUAUAUCAAGUUACAAUGGCUUAUGCAUAUUGGAAGAGUGGAAAAAUGGAGGAUAAGGCCGUGUUCGAUCUUUUCUUUAGAAAAAAUCCUUUUAAGGGAGAGUUUGCAAUAUUUGCUGGCUUGAGUGAAUGUCUCAAGUUUUUGAGCAAUUUUAGAUUUUCUGAUUCAGACAUCAAUUAUCUGAAACAAAUUCUUCCUCAUGUGGAUCCACAAUUCUGGGAAUAUCUGUCAGGCCUGGAUGCUUCUCAGGUAACAAUGUCAGCGAUUCCUGAAGGUUAUGUUGUUUUUCCAAAAGUUCCACUGAUUCGUUUGGAAGGUCCACUUCCUGUUAUUCAGUUGUUGGAAACUACUCUGCUCAACCUUGUCAACUAUGCAAGCUUGGUAGCAACAAAUGCAGCACGCUUCCGUAUAACUGCUGGGGAAAGUGUCCAGUUGCUUGAGUUUGGUUUGCGUCGUGCACAGGGACCUGAUGGGGGACUCUCUGCAUCAAAAUAUUGCUAUAUCGGAGGUUUUGACGGAACAAGUAAUGUUCUAGCUGGCAAGUUGUUUGGAAUUCCUGUUCGCGGAACACAUGCCCAUGCUUUUGUUAACAGCUUCAGUUCUUUGGAUGAAAUCAAAGGAAAUAAAUUGGUGCUGAAUCCUUUAGCAAAGUCAAAGAAAGAUCCGCAAUUAGGUUUUGUUGAACUGACCAAGUCAUAUCUGAACAAAAUAUCUCCAAUCUUAAAUGUUUUGGAGAAUGAGACAAAUGAAGGCGAACUAACCGCCUUCCUUUCCUAUGCGUUCGCCUUCCCCACUUCAUGCUUGUGUUUGCUUGAUACUUACUCAGUAAUAAAGAGUGGUUUACCAAACUUCUUAGCGGUUGCGCUUGCACUUAAUGAUUACGGUUAUCGUGUGAUCGGUGUUCGACUCGAUAGUGGUGACCUUGCUUACUUAUCAAGGAAAUGCAGAGAAGGAUUCAAUUUAAUUGCUGAUAAGUUUGGCUUGCCUUGGAUAAAGCAACUUAUUAUUGUUGCAAGUAAUGAUAUAAAUGAGGAUACUUUGAGGUCUCUGAAGGAACAGAAUCAUGAAAUAAACAGCUUUGGAAUUGGAACUCAUCUUGUGACCUGCCAGAAACAACCUGCCCUUGGUUGUGUGUUCAAGCUUGUUGAAGUAAAUGGUGAACCUCGUAUGAAACUGAGUGAAGAUGUUGAAAAGAUAAAUCUUCCUGGAAAGAAAAAUGUUUUUCGUCUUUAUUCCGAGGAUGGACUUGCAAUUCUUGAUCUAAUUCAACUUUGCACAGAGAAACCACCUGCGGUGGGUAAAAAAAUACUGGUGCGUCAUCCAUUCAAUGAAUCAAAGAGAGCAUAUGUAUGUCCACACAAAGUUGAACUCUUGUAUACAGAUUAUUGGGGGGACAAUUGUUUGAUGCAAAGUUUCUCUACAUUGCAAGAAACCAAACAAAUUGCAUCAGAUUCAUUAAAAACUUUAAGGCAAGACAUUAAGAGGGAGUUAAACCCAACACCGUACAAGGUGUCAGUGACCAAUGAAAUGUAUCAUUUCUUGCAUGACUUGUGGUUGAAGCAUGCACCCAUUGGUGAAUUAUCAUAGAUUCACGAAAAUCCACAUUUAAAAACCUGGUUUUGUUUGUUUACAAAAAAAAAUUCAGAACAUUUUAUGCAUGCAAAUUUUCUAUUUAAAAUAUUUGUAUGAAUUAGUGAAGUAGAUAUUUGUAUGAUUAUGAUGUCUUCAAUUGUAACUUGAAAUCUAUAUAUCUUGGCUUGGCCGACCGUCCGUAAUGUUGUUCAUUGUUUUUAUAUACGCAAGAAAAAUGUAUUUUAUGAAAUUAUACUCAAAUUUAUAUAGUAAUAAUAAAUAUAUUGAUAUCGGUAACAUUGGAAAAUUCUAACUUGAUUUAACCUGCUUAUAGUAAAGAAUAAUUAAGCAGUUAAACUUAAUGUUUGUAAUAUUUUUAAUGUUCUUAUAUUUUACAACGUUCACUCGAAAUAAUUUCAAAUGUCUCGAUUUAAGUUCAUAAUGUGUGCAGACGUAACACGUAACGACAUUAAAUAAAAUAACGGUAAUAAAAACUA